CACAGGAACAAACGUCGCAUCCGCGGUGCUGCUGUAAUCCCAGCACCUUGGGAGCCCGGCAGGCGGGGGCUGCAGUGAGCUGAGAUCGCGCCACUGUCUGACGACAGUGCUGAAAGUAUUUCAGGACAGCCAGGAGGGGGCGCACAUCCGCCGACAAACUGUGAGCAAGAGCGUCUGUGCUGAACCACGGAGCCACCAGAGGGCGCGCGAUCCCGCCCCAACGAACUUCCCGCGGAGGUGCCAGAAGCAGCGAGGAGCUUCAACUUCCUCAGGGCAGCACGAGGGUCGUGUUAACUUGGUGUUCUUCAUUGAGACGGGGUUUCACCGUGUUAGCCAGGAUGGUCUCGAUCUCCUGACCUCGCGAUCCGCCCGCCUCGGCCUCCCAAAGUGCUGGGAUUACAGGCGUGAGCCACCGCGCCCGGCCUCAGCUGGUUUUUCAAAAGUCAUGGCGUGUAAUUGUCAGAACAGUGAACUUCGGAGAUCCACCGGAGGGGCGAGGCCACAGCUCAACCGCGAGCACCUGAGCAUCCUGCACCGCCUGCGACGGCCGUCAGGGGGCGCGAUGCCGCCUCACAGAACCUCAAGAGGCGCCCGGGUUCCGGCACAGAAGCCCGGCGGCUCCAGGGGGCGGAGCCGAGCCGCCUCCUCAGGACCUACGCAGGAGGCGCCGUCAUCCCUACAGGGACACCUGAGAGGACCCAGCCUCCUCCUCCUCAGGACCCACUCGGGAGACGCCGCUGGCUCUAUAGGAACACCUGGGGACCGUGGCCAGGGACCACCCAGCCUCCUUCUCCUCAGCUCCUCAGGAACGACUGGGGAAGCUGUGGCUUCAUGGUCCCCGAGGCUGCCCGAGGAAAGGUAUUUCAGGACAGCCAGGAGGGGGCGCACAUCCGCCGACAAACUGUGAGCAAGAGCGUCUGUGCUGAACCACGGAGCCACCAGAGGGCGCGCGAUCCCGCCCCAACGAACUUCCCGCGGAGGUGCCAGAAGCAGCGAGGAGCUUCAACUUCCUCAGGGCAGCACGAGGGUCGUGUUAACUUGGUGUUCUUCAUUGAGACGGGGUUUCACCGUGUUAGCCAGGAUGGUCUCGAUCUCCUGACCUCGCGAUCCGCCCGCCUCGGCCUCCCAAAGUGCUGGGAUUACAGGCGUGAGCCACCGCGCCCGGCCUCAGCUGGUUUUUCAAAAGUCAUGGCGUGUAAUUGUCAGAACAGUGAACUUCGGAGAUCCACCGGAGGGGCGAGGCCACAGCUCAACCGCGAGCACCUGAGCAUCCUGCACCGCCUGCGACGGCCGUCAGGGGGCGCGAUGCCGCCUCACAGAACCUCAAGAGGCGCCCGGGUUCCGGCACAGAAGCCCGGCGGCUCCAGGGGGCGGAGCCGAGCCGCCUCCUCAGGACCUACGCAGGAGGCGCCGUCAUCCCUACAGGGACACCUGAGAGGACCCAGCCUCCUCCUCCUCAGGACCCACUCGGGAGACGCCGCUGGCUCUAUAGGAACACCUGGGGACCGUGGCCAGGGACCACCCAGCCUCCUUCUCCUCAGCUCCUCAGGAACGACUGGGGAAGCUGUGGCUUCAUGGUCCCCGAGGCUGCCCGAGGAAAGACAGAGUCUCAACCAGGCUGGAGUGCAGUGGCGUGAUCUCGGCUCACUGCAACCUCCGCCUCCCAGGUUCAAGCGAUUCUCCUGCCUCAGCCUCCUGAGUAGCUGGUAUUACAGGCGCCUGCCAUCAUGCCCGGCUAAUUUUUGUAUUUUUAGUAGAGAUGAGGUUUCACCACGUUGGCCAGGCUGGUCUUGAACUCCUGAUCUCAGGUGAUCCGCCCGCCUCAGCCUCCCAAAGUGCUGGGAUUACAGGCAUGAGCCACCACUCCUGACCAACAUCUUACAUCAUUUCUUGUCAUACUUAAUGACUGGGUAUUACUAUAUUAUUAAAUAAGCUCACAUCUUAUUUGGUUUCCCUUAGUUCUGCCUUUUUCUCUCCCAGGAUCCUAUCUAGGAUCCCAUAGGACAUUUAGUCAUCAUGUCAGGCUCUUCUUGGCUGUGACAGUCUCUCAGACUUUACUUCUGAGGACCUGGAACAGUGUUAGGAGGAUUGGUCAGGUAUUGUGUAGAAUGUCCUCCAUUGUGGUUUACUUGGGGUUUUUCUCAUAAUCAGCCUGGGUUUAGGGGUUUGCGGGAAGCAGAGCAGAUGUGUAGUGUGUCCACAAAAAGAGUCAAAGACUGUAAAAUAUUUGAAGAGAUGUAUUCUGAGCCAGAUAUGAGUGACCAUGGCCCUUGACACAGCCCUUAGGAGACCCUGAGAACAUGUGCCCAAGGUCUUUGGGGUGCAGGUUGGUUCUAUACAUUUUAGGGAGAUAGGAGACAUCAAUCAAGUGUAUUUAAGAUAUAUAUUGGUUCGGUCCAGAAAGGUGGGACAACCCAAUGGAUUAGGGUGGGGUGGGGCUUCCAGGUUAUAGGUACAUUUAAAAUUUUUCUGAUUGGCAGUUUGUUGAAAGACUUACUAUCAAUAGAAAGGAGUGUCUGGGUUAUGAUAAGGGGUUAUGGAGACCAAGGUUUUGUCAUGGAGAUGAAGCUUCCAGGUAGCAGGCUUCAGAGAGAAUAGAUUGUAAAUGUUUCUUAUCAGAUUUAAGGUUGUGUUGAUGUUAAAUGCUGAUUGGCUUUUCCUGAAUUCCGAAAGGGAGGAGGGCAUCAUGAGGCAUGUCUGACCACCUCUUUCCCAUCAUAGCCUGAACCAGUCUUCCAGGUUAACUUUGGUGUCCCCUGGUGGAGAGGUGGUUGUGGGAAAGAUCUUUGAAUUUUAUUUUUGGUUUGCAAGUGCUAGUGUAGUCACUUCAUGCUCUCAAGAUGUGUUAUCACCAUUAAUGUUAACUUUUAUCACUUGGUUGAGGCAGUGUUUUCAGGUUUUUCACUGUGAAGUUACUUUUUUCCCAUGUCUAUAUUGUAUGUAUGCUUUUGGAGGAAGUCAUCAUGCAGAGCUCAUACUUAAAGGAGUGGGGAGUUAGCCCCACCUCCUUGAUGGCUGUCUAUAUCAGGUAUUUGGAAUUCUUCUGUAUAAGAGAUUUCUAUUCAGCCCAUUUGCAUAUCUGUUUAAUCAUUUAUUUAUACCAGUAUGGGUCCACAGAUAGUUACUUUAAUCUUUUGGUGGUUAUCUAAUUGUACAGUAUUUUGUUGCUCUUUGUUCAUAGCUGUGGCCAUUGGUAGCUCUUUCCACUGGCUCCUUUUACAUAAUUUCAUGGUUUUUUUUUAUAAUUUAUUUCUGUUACUUCAAAAGUACCCUGGCUCAUAUAUUUUCUGUCCCAGUCCUAGUUUCAGCUAUUUCUUCUAAUAGCCCUGAUUUCUUUUGUUAGAGAAUGGUAUGAAAAACUUACAUCUGGCCACUAAAUGUGGUCAUUGCGUCAUGACACUUACAGCUGACAGUACAAAGAAAUAUAUGUGUGUCUUCUAACUUAUAUGUACCCACUUAAUUAUAAAGGUUUCUAUGUGGAACCAUCUAUGUAUAUGUUAAGCUAAAUGUGAGUUUAUACUUAUGUUGUAUAUAUAUAUAUUCUGACUCAUUAUGACAGAGAUCAUUCUAGGCUUCCCUAUUUUUUAUCUGUAACUUCUCACUGUAAUAGUGAGGAACCUGGCUCCUACUAUCUGCCAUUUAUUUCAUCCCUUGUACCAUUGGGAACAAGGAGUUCAUUCUUGAUCAAGAUUCCAGGUUGGGACUUAAUAAGAAAUAUAUGUUUGGUCUGUGUCUGCAGUUCCUGGUACAGAGCUUCUAAAACUAUUAUAAUUUCCUGAACAGUAGGGGUGCUAGGAGCAUCUUGUGUUCUAAUAUUUGGUCUUUGGCCCUGGUUCCUGACGCAGAGUUCCUAAAUCUCUUGGAAUCUCCUGGAUAAUAGGAAUGGCUUCUGUUCUAAUAAGGACACUCUGUGGGUUCCUGGAUGGUUUCAGGAUGGGGAUGGUCACCAGAAAGACCAAGCCAUGAUAAGAAGGUUGUAACUUUUAGCUUAACAUGCAAUCCUUUGAGGGUGUGAAGGGACUGGAAAUUGAGUUAAUAAUCCGUCAUGUCUACAUGAUGAAGCUUCCAUAAAAAUUCCUAAAAUAUGGAAUUUGGAAAGUUCCAGAUCAAGGCUGACAGAUUUGAUGUCUAGUGAGGGCUCAUCUAUCAUAGAUAGUGCCUUCUAGCAUGUCGUGACAUGGCAGAAUGGGGAAAUGGGCUCCUAGAUGCUUUUAUAAGGGCACUGGUUUCAUUCAUGAGGACAGCACUCUCAUGAUCCGAUCACCUCUCGGUUACCUCUGAAUACCAUCCCUUUGGGGAUUACAUUUCAAAAUAGGAAUUUGGGGUGGGGGUGUACACACAUUGAGACCAUAAUAACUAGUAAACAUAAGUAAGUAUUUCCUAGUUCCAUAAGCCAUCAUAGCAAAUUGUCAAACCUGAAGAGGGGGUGUAGGAAUGCCUAGUUUCUGGCCAAGUCAUAUAGAAGUUUGGGUAAACUGGGGAUUCACUACUUGUGAUUGGCAUCUGAGGUUGUGGACAGUCUGGUGUUACUAAGCCCUUAACUUGUAGGGUGUAUACUAACUCCAGGUAAUCAGUGUCACAGUUGAAUUACAGGAUACCCAAUUGUUUUCCAGAGAGUUGGAAUAUUGGUUGGUAUGGGAAACACCCCCCACCCCCCCACAAUUUGCUGUUAAAAGUGGAGUGUUGAUAGUAUAGAGGAAAAUCAUGGUUAUUUUUCUUUUUACAGAUAUAGUAGUUUCAAAAUUCACUAUUAUCCCUAUGGGAAAUAACUUUAUAAAAUAGAGUCCACUGUUGGUGUAUAUAGUACGUUUUGUUUUUAGUCUAUGGCUUCUACUCAUUUCCAGCUCAGCACCUUUGGCCCACCACUUGCAACAUACAUUGGUAAUACAGUUCGAUUCUUGGUUGCACUCUGUAUUUUGUCCUUAGAUACUUCCACAUCCUAAAUCAUUUAAUUUGUGUAGAUUGUGAUUUGUUCUUUGUGCAUUAAAAUUCUGUGGGUUUUAUCAAAUGCAUAGUGUCAGAUAUCCACUACUGAAGCAGCAUACAGAAUACUUCAAAUCCCCACCCCAGACAGUCACUGAUCUGACUAUCAUCUCUUUGGUUGUGCUUUUUCCAGAAUGUUAUAUGAAUGGAGUCAUAUAAUGUAUAACAUCUUCAUACUGCCACCCUUUACUUAGCAACAUAGAUGCAAGAUUCAUUCAUUUGUUUUCAUGGAUUGACAGUUCAUUCCUUUCUGUUGGUGAAUGGUGUUCCAUUGCAUGGUUGUACUUCAAAUUGAUUAUGCAUUCAGCUAUUGAAGAACGUUCUGAUUACUUCAAGUUUUGGCCAUUAUGAGUAGAGUGGCUCGUAUAUAAUUACAUGCUAGUUUUUGUUUGAACAUAAUUUUUCAAAGCAGCUGUCUAAACAUACACAAUUUAGGGGUGCAUUUGUUGGAUUGUAAGGUAAGACUUGUUUAUCUUUGGGAAAAACUGUCAAACUAUUUCCCAAAGUGGCUGUACCCAUUCAUGCAUUCUGCCAGUAAUGAAUGGCCGUACCUAUUGUUCUUCAACCUCCAAUUGUUACUGUUGAGCUUUUUUAAGAGUACCACAGUUGUACUAGGUGUGCAGUGAUAUCUCAGCAUUAUUUUAAUUUGCAGUCUCCUAAUGAGAUAUAUUGAGCAUCCUUUUGUGUGAUUAUGUGAUAUCUGUAUAUUUUCUUUUUUUUCUUUUUUCUUUUUUUUUUUUAUUGAGAUAGAGUCUCGUUCUGUCACUCAGGCUGGAGUGCAGUGGCGUGAUCUUGGGUCACUGCAACCUCCACCUCCGAUGUUCAAGCAAUUCUCUUGCAUCAGCCUCCCAAGUAGCUGGGAUUACAGGCACCCACCACCAUGCGUGGCUAAUUUUUUUGUAUUUUUAGUAGAGAGGGGGUAUCACUAUGUUGGCCAGGCUGAUCUCAAAUUCCUGACCUCAGGUGACUCACCCGCCUCAGCCUCCCAAAGUGCUGGGGUUAUAGGCAUGAGCCACCACACCUGGCCUGCUAUCUAUACAUUUUAUUUGGCUGGAUGUCUGUUCAGAUAUUUACCCAGUUUUAUUUGGGUUUUUAGUUUUCUUAGUGUUCGUUUGAAGAGUUCUUUGUGUAUCUUCAAUACAGUUUUUAAAAUCACGUUUGUAUUUUCUAAAUAUCUUCUCACAGUGUGUCUUGUCUUUUUGUUCUCUGAAUAGGGUUUUUCAUAGUAGAAAAUUUAGCUUUAUAAAGUCUGUUCUCAGUAUUUUCACGAAUUGGCACUUGAUGCUGUGUGUUAAAACUCAACACCAGAUCCAAUGUCUCUUAGGUUUUCUUUUAGAUUAUAGUUUUGCAUUUGAAGUUGUAGUCUCUGGACUAUUUUGAGUAGGUUUUUGUGUUUUAAUUUGUGUAUAGAGUCAUUUCAUUCCAUUUGGCUUCCAAAUAAUUCUUCCAUCACCAUUUAUGGGAAGGGUAUGGAUAUAGUGGCCUUUAUUUCGGUUUGAAUUUCCAAAAUUAUGACACUGAAUAAACGGA
Messenger RNA from Gorilla gorilla gorilla (western lowland gorilla), 6513 nucleotides. RefSeq lists its product as uncharacterized. Lineage: Eukaryota; Metazoa; Chordata; Mammalia; Primates; Hominidae. The record is from RefSeq and is a predicted model, not a curated record. The coding region runs from base 832 to 1794 and encodes 320 amino acids. The transcript has 6 exons.